AUGGGGGUGGGCGAUUAUAUCCACUCCAGAGAAGCUGGGCAGCCUCGUGCCCCCGCCGACUUAGGUCCAUUACAGCGCAAACUACGGGCCGAGCAGGCUAAGAUGGGGCUGCCAACCUCAUACCUGGAUGCACCGAGCUCGAUCAACAAUGCUGUGCCACGGUCUUUUCAGCCAUUAAAUGCGGCCCCUGACCAGACUAGGCCACCUUCGGAGAACCCGCAUGCCCAAAAUGGAGAGCAAAGGGACCCGUUUGACACCGACGUUGAGGGUGUGGACGAUUCGACCAUUGCUGGUACCAGCGUUUUUGGUUAUGAGGAUAGCCCGCAACAGCCACAUAUAUCGUCAAAUGCAAAUGCAAAUGCAAAUGUUGGCGAGACAACGACCUCGCCGCGGCCAUCUUACUUGCCUCGACCUGCCCGUGGGCACCGAAACUCCUGGUAUGAUGGAGGCCUUGGCCUCGGUGAUCAAAUCAUGAAGAAAGCCGGAUUUGAUACUGAUGAUAUUGGAGACACGACCAGCCAAGCAACAUCAUCAACUGGAGGCGACGACGAGAAGAGUGAAGAGCCUAAUACCAACAUCGACCCUUUGCCGUGGCAGGCGUCGCAUAAGCAUCGCUCAACAGAGGAGCCUUUAAGCAAACGUCUCGAAAACUUUUGGUCUGCAAGCAGAAAAACGUCCGCAAAGCCAAUGGGCACGGUGGCAGUAGAGUCACAGCCACAGUCGCCUCGCCAUGAGAACAUGGCUCCUGAAACUCAGGUACCGGCACGGAAAUUGGGCCACAUGCUUCCUCCUACCUCAGCUCGGAAGAUCAUCUUGCCCCAUACCAUGUCAGGAACAGGAACACCGAGGACAAGGACACGCUUUAGCCCUCCGAAGCAAUCACUUUUUGAUCGUCUAGAUAUCUCACCAACCCGCCAUGGUUCUGAGCCGCCCCCCGAAACUGGACGGACUCUCAACAUGAUGUCCUUCCAGGAACCAGACCAUAGCGACGAUGGAAGCAUUCACGAUCUAGAUGAAACUAUUCGCAUUGGCAGUAGCCGAGCUAGCGAACAUUCGGUCCAUCCCUUCGACAUCACCAACAUCAGCGACUUGGAGCGCGAUGACGACGACUUGAUGCGCGACCCUUUCAUGUCACGCUCCACUGCCACGCGUGAGCGACGAAACACAGUCAUUCGCACGAACAACAAACGCCAACUAGAAGGGGACUAUCCCCCACAAGUUCUCUAUCAAAAGUCUUUUGCCGACCUACAAGCAGAGCCUUUCGAAAGAGCUCCAACCCCGACGCCUCCUCCUAUGAAAUCUCCACCGUUGCCACCAAACCCUGCCCUUCUUGCCGGCAUGCAAUCUACAAAUGGCGCCGCUUCCCAGCUUCUGGGCCUGUCAGAGCAAGAUCGCCAGACAUAUCUGUCGCGGAUGUCUGUCGAUGAAUGGGAAGAUUGUGGCGACCAGCUAAUCGACCGAUUUAGUCACCUGCUCACUGAGAUGAAGCAGUUGCGCCGGGCCCGUCGACGCACUGCUGCUAUUUUCGAGAACGAGAUUCUGCGCCGCCAUGACCAAGUCGAGAAACAAGAUUCAGAGCUUUCGAUGAAACUGAAUGAAAUGAGAUCCGGAGGUGUUGAGGUUCUGCGCGGACGAAGCUCAUGA
This is a messenger RNA of Penicillium manginii, 1644 nucleotides long. RefSeq lists its product as uncharacterized. Gene Ontology annotation, biological process: nucleolar large rRNA transcription by RNA polymerase I. The record is from RefSeq and is a predicted model, not a curated record. The coding region runs from base 1 to 1644 and encodes 547 amino acids. The transcript has a single exon. Gene Ontology annotation, cellular component: RNA polymerase I core factor complex. Lineage: Eukaryota; Fungi; Ascomycota; Eurotiomycetes; Eurotiales; Aspergillaceae. Gene Ontology annotation, molecular function: RNA polymerase I core promoter sequence-specific DNA binding; TBP-class protein binding.